GCUAAAACAUCAAUCAAAGAGUGUAUAGAACAGAAAUCAAUAGAGCCACCGGACGACCUGAGAUCACAUAAUAUCAUCAUCAGGUUGAGAUGGCCAAGUUGGCGAACGUGCCGGCGAUUCUUGUUGUGGCUGCUUUUGCAGCAAUCUUUCACAGCAUAGAAGCCGAAGAUUUCACAGUCGGUGGCAACACAGGGUGGACAAAUAAUCCUUCUGGUGGAGCUUCGUUCUAUUCCAGCUGGGCAGCAGAUUUGACAUUCAACGUCAACGACGUUCUAGUGUUCGAUUUCGCCACACAACGGCACGACGUGGCCAUACUAACUCAAGCCAACUUUGAUAGUUGCAACGUGAAUGACCCUAUUGACUUGAUUGCCACUGGACCGGCUAGAGUGACUCUGAACCGAACCGGGGAAUUUUACUUUGCUUGUACUUUCUCAGGUCACUGUAACAGCGGUCAAAAGCUAAGCAUUAAUGUCACAGACUCUUCUUCCUCCCCUUCACCGCCCGUUGCCGGAUCUCCUGGAUCAUCACCUCCGUCAACCCCAGGCGGAGAAUCUCCGCCGCCAUCCUCAGCUACCUCUUUGGCCAUUGCUUUCUCUCUUCUUCUCGCAACUAUUUGUCUGAACUUGCUCCUUCAUUUCUAGUUAUAGUCAUGAUUAUAGGGGAGGCUUCGUUUCAUUUUCUGCAUUUGAUGGGUUCAUUUUGCAUUGGUGGAAUUUAAUUUGUUUGCUACUUCGAAUAAUUUUAUAGUUCAGAUGUAGUGUGUUGUUGCUGAACCAGUUUGUUUGGUGUACAAUAAUAUAAUAUUGAGUUUGGAAGAAUAAAAUAUCAUACGAUGGUGGAGUAGGUGAA
This is a messenger RNA of Prosopis cineraria, 849 nucleotides long. Its product is annotated as umecyanin-like. Bases 90 to 641 code for a protein of 183 amino acids. Gene Ontology annotation, molecular function: electron transfer activity. NCBI's taxonomy places the organism in Eukaryota, Viridiplantae, Streptophyta, Magnoliopsida, Fabales, Fabaceae. Gene Ontology annotation, cellular component: plasma membrane. The record is from RefSeq and is a predicted model, not a curated record. The transcript has 2 exons.